Molecule: messenger RNA, 1278 nt
Organism: Pyrenophora tritici-repentis Pt-1C-BFP
Lineage: Eukaryota; Fungi; Ascomycota; Dothideomycetes; Pleosporales; Pleosporaceae
Source: RefSeq, a predicted model, not a curated record
AUGAGUCUGCAGCCGCCUUCGCUUGCCGUGAGGUCCAAGUCUCCAUCGGGGGGCUCGACCAAGGCAGUUAUUUUGCCGCUCUUCCCAAUCGCCGGCCACCCCAUAAUCGAACAUUGCUUCCGCGCAAUCACAAACGUUCCCGAGAUUAAGGAGGUCUUCAUCGUCGGCUACUAUGAAGAGUCUGUCUUCCAGCCCUUCAUCAACGCCGUUUCGACUAGUUGGCCGCAUCUGAGCGUCAAGUACCUCCGAGAGUACCAGGCGCUGGGUACUGCGGGUGGCCUGUACCACUUCCGCGAUGUUAUCCUCAAGGGAAAACCGGAGAAGCUAUUUGUCCUGAACGCAGAUGUGUGCUCCUCAUUCCCGCUCGCCGAGAUGCUCAAGCUGUUCGAGGACAAGGAUGCUGAGGCGGUGAUGCUGGGUACGAGGGUUGCGAACGAGGCCGCGUCCAACUUUGGUUGCAUUGUAUCCGAUGCGCACACCAAGCGCGUGCUCCACUAUGUCGAAAAGCCCGAGUCGCACAUUUCCAACCUCAUCAACUGCGGUGUCUACCUCUUUGCGACUGAGUGCAUCUUCCCCGCUAUCCGCAGCGCUAUCAAGCGACGGACCGAGCGCCCAAGGCUGCUGUCUUACCCCUCCUCCGAGAACCUCGAAUCAUCCUUCUACCAGGCCGACGAUGACGAUGAUAACAAGGAGAACGCCGUCAUUCGCUUGGAGCAGGAUGUACUCUCGGACAUUGCAGACAGCAGACAGUUCUUCGUUCUCGAGACAAAGGACUUUUGGCGCCAGAUCAAGACCGCUGGUUCCGCCGUUCCUGCCAACGCUCUGUACCUUCUGAAGGCAUUCCAAGCAGGAUCGGAAGAGCUCGCUGCCCCCUCAGCCAACAUUCUGCCCCCUGUUUACAUCCACCCCUCCGCCCAGAUCGACCCCACAGCCAAGAUCGGGCCCAACGUUUCCAUCGGACCGCGCGUUGUCAUCGGCGCUGGUGUACGUGUCAAGGAAUCCAUUGUUCUUGAGGACUCUGAGAUCAAGCACGAUGCAUGCGUGUUGUACACCAUCAUCGGCUGGCACAGCAAGGUUGGUGCUUGGGCCCGUAUUGAAGGAACACCAACUCCGGUCACCAGCCACAAUACUAGCGUCAUCAAGAACGGCGUCAAGGUCCAGAGUAUCACCAUCUUAGGCAAGGAGUGUGCGGUUGCCGACGAGGUCCGUGUGCAGAACUGCGUCUGCCUGCCGUACAAGGAGCUCAAGAGGGACGUCUCCAACGAAGUAAUCAUGUAA